Triticum aestivum (bread wheat) is the source of this 2584-nucleotide messenger RNA. Its product is annotated as pentatricopeptide repeat-containing protein At3g53360, mitochondrial. The transcript has a single exon. Gene Ontology annotation, biological process: RNA modification. The record is from RefSeq and is a predicted model, not a curated record. Gene Ontology annotation, molecular function: protein binding; RNA binding. Lineage: Eukaryota; Viridiplantae; Streptophyta; Magnoliopsida; Poales; Poaceae. Bases 120 to 2390 code for a protein of 756 amino acids.
AUGUGCAUUCAUGAGCUCGUGAUCGUCACCGCGCCGGCCGUCGUCUCCAAACAUUUUACCAAUCUCUCCCGCCAGGGUGCCGGUCGUCGUCUCCAACUGCGAGUUCAAAACUGCCGCAGAUGCAGAACCCCAACGGCACCAUCCUCCAGCUCUACCACUCCGGCCGUCUCUCUGCCGCCCUCCACGCCUUCCAAGCGCUCCCCUCCUCGCCCGCCCCCGCUCCUCUCUCCGCCGCCACAUACGCCGCCCUCGUCACCGCAUGCUCCCGCCUCCGCUCCCUCUGCCAGGGCCGCCUCGUCCACCACCACUUGAUUGCAUCCCCUGAUGCCGGACUUGCCGGAAAUACUGUCCUCAACAACCACCUUAUCACCAUGUACGGCAGGUGCGCUGCCCCAGACUCUGCCCGCCUGGUGUUCGACGAAAUGCCUGCCAAGAACCCUGUCUCUUGGGCAUCUGUUAUCGCGGCACACACGCAGAACAGACGCUCCACUGAUGCUCUCGUUCUGUUCUCUUCAAUGCUACGGGCGGGGACUGCGCCUGACCAGUUUGCGCUCGGCAGUGCUGUGCGUGCGUGCGCAGAGCUUGGGGACAUCGUUGUCGGGAGGCAGGUGCAUGCACAGGCUAUGAAGUCUGAGACUGGAAGUGGCUUGAUCGUGCAGAACGCGCUUGUCACCAUGUACUCCAAGAGCGGCUUCGUUGGGGAUGGGUUCUCGCUCUUCACGAGGAUGAGGGAGAAAGACCUGAUUUCCUGGGGGUCCAUUAUUGCAGGGUUUGCACAGCAAGGGUGCGAAAUGGAGGCGCUGCAUAUUUUCAGGGAGAUGAUUGCUGAGGGGCUGCAUCAUCCCAAUCAGUUCCAUUUUGGAAGCGUGUUUAGCGCUUGUGGGGUUCUGGGUAGUUUGGAGUAUGGGAAGCAGAUUCAUAGCUUGUCUGUGAAGUAUAAUCUGGACUCUAACUCGUAUGCAGGUUGUUCAUUGAGCGACAUGUAUGCCCGGUGCAAGAAGUUGGAGUCUGCGAGGAAAGUGUUUUAUGGGAUUGAUGCUCCAGAUUUGGUUUCUUGGAAUUCAAUAAUCAAUGCUUGCUCUGUUGAGGGUCUUCUUAGUGAGGCUAUGUUACUGUUCUCUGAUAUGAGAGACUCUGGCCUCAGGCCUGAUGGCAUUACCGUUAGGGGCUUGUUAUGUGCGUGUGUGGGCUGUGAUGCUUUACAGCCUGGCAGAUUGAUCCACUCCUACUUGGUCAAACUGGGUUUGGAUGGGGAUGUUUCAGUAUGCAAUUCUUUACUCAGCAUGUAUGCGCGGUGUAUGGAUUUCUCCUCUGCGAUGGAUGUUUUUCACGAGACAAGAGAUCGUGAUGUUGUCACCUGGAACAGCAUUCUUACUGCAUGUGUACAGCACCAGCAUCUGGAAGUAGUCUUUGAGUUGUUCAACCUUUUGCAGAGGUUGGUGCCGAGUCUGGACGGGAUCAGUUUAAACAAUGUUCUGAGUGCUUCUGCCGAGUUGGGUUACCUUGAAAUGGUGAAACAGGUCCAUGCAUACACCUUCAAAGUAGGUCUGGUGAACGAUACAAUGCUGAGCAAUGGUCUAAUUGAUACCUAUGCUAAAUGUGGAAGUUUAGAUGAUGCUGCGAAGCACUUUGAAAUGAUGGGCACCAACUGUGACGUGUUCUCUUGGAGCAGUUUGAUUGUUGGCUAUGCCCAAUCUGGUUAUGCAAGGAAAGCACUUGAUUUAUUUGCAAGGAUGAGAAACUUGGGGAUCAAGCCAAAUCAUGUAACAUUUGUUGGGGUUCUCACAGCAUGCAGCCGCGUCGGCUUUGUCGAUGAAGGCUGCUAUUACUACAGUAUUAUGGAGCCUGAACAUGGCAUUCUUCCAACAAGAGAGCAUUGUUCAUGUGUCAUUGACUUGCUAUCACGUGCUGGGAGACUAACUGAGGCAGCAAAAUUUGUUGAUCAAAUGCCAUUUGAGCCCGAUAUUGUGAUGUGGAAGACCCUGCUUGCUGCUAGCAAAACACAUAAUGACGUGGAGAUGGGAAAGAGGGCAGCAGAAGGCGUUUUGAAUAUUGAUCCUUCCCAUUCUGCUGCCUAUGUCUUGUUGUGCAACAUAUAUGCUGCUUCUGGUGAUUGGAAUGAGUUUGCAAGAUUGAAGAAGGCAAUGAGAAGCAGUGGUGUUAAGAAAUCACCAGGGAAGAGCUGGGUUAAGCUAAAGGGGGAGCUAAAAGUCUUUAUAGUAGAGGACAGAUCGCAUCCAGAGUCUGAGGAAAUUUACACAAUGCUUGAUAUAGUUGGAAUGGAAAUGAUAAAAGCUGGUUAUGUUCCAAAGCUACCAUGUCAAUAUACUAGUUUUGAUCAUACAAAUAGUGAUUUGUCAGAUGAAGAAAUGACUAUGGAAUAUGGUUGAGUCAGGUCUUCUUGGGGGUUUGUUAGAAUUGGCCAACCUACCAAAGCUAUAUGACACUUGGUCUUUGUGACCGUGUGCUGUAUUUGAUUAAUUAAUCCGCAGUCCAGCAGGCCAUUGGUUUCUUCCAUAAAUAGAUGGAAAGAAGAGGUAAGUUUGUGACCAGAAGCUGUUGCUUUUCCUUUGGCUUCCAUAUA